Oryctolagus cuniculus (rabbit) is the source of this 3878-nucleotide messenger RNA. The record is from RefSeq and is a predicted model, not a curated record. Lineage: Eukaryota; Metazoa; Chordata; Mammalia; Lagomorpha; Leporidae.
CCGGCAGGGGCCGAGCGGGUCAGAGGGCGGCGGGAGGACCGGGGCCGCCCCUCGCCGAGCGCGCAGCCCCUGCGCCUCGCUCUCGGCCCAGAUCAGAGGACGGGGUGGGGGCGCCCGUGCGAACGCAAGGCGGGGCCUCGCGGGAGGCCUCCGGCCCCGGGGACGGUCGGCUGGACCGCUGCACCUGCGGAGCGGCCGGGAGCCCGCGUCACCCGCGGCGGGGCCGCCUCGCGCGCAGUCUGGCGAGGUGCGCGCCUCGCGGCCGGCCUCCCGUCCGCCAAGCACCGCAGGCCCAGGGCGGCCUCCGCCGGGAUCUGCGCUUCACGCCGCCCGGGAGCCCGCGCGCACCUCGGGCUGCUCGCGCCCGCACCGGGGACCGCCGAGGAGACCGCGGGAACGCGAGCGGCAUCGCCAGCAGCCGGGAGCCUGGCCCCCGGAGUCCCCAGCACUCGGAGCCGCAGGACCUGACAGCUGGCGCAGGAGGCCGUCCAGGGAGAGCAAGAGCGAAACAGGAAGCUCUGAGUGAUGUUCCCAGGCUGUCCAUCAGCGACACGACAAAAACUGUCUGAAGUUCUGAGCUGGAAUUCCUCUGAGGAAUGCAGUGAGUAGGAGGCACUGUCCCCUGGGAGGACCGCUGUGUCACUGUCACCCACAGGACUCAGAGAGGCCAAGCAACUUGACCGGGGCGAACAGCUAAUUCCCCACCUUGUCCUGCCCCGUUAGCAGGGACGCCGCGGCGGCCCCCGGGCGGUCUGUUUCUGGACGCGCUGCACCGGGCCCAGCGUGGGCGGGGCGCUGGCUCUGGUCACCCCGCCGCCGGCAGGCGCGGAAGAUGGAGGAGAGCGCGGACGUGUCCAGCGAGGGCAACUCGCUGAUCAAGGCGGUGCACCAGAGCCGCCUGCGCCUCGCCCGGCUGCUGCUGGAGGGCGGCGCCUACAUCAACGAGAGCAACGAGCGCGGGGAGACGCCGCUGAUGGUGGCCUGCAAGAGCAAGCACGUGGACGCCCGGGGCGUCAGCAAGGCCAAGAUGGUGAGGUACCUGCUGGAGAACGAGGCCGACCCCAACAUCCAGGACAAGUCCGGGAAGACGGCCCUCAUGCACGCCUGCCUGGAGCGCGCUGGCCCCGAGGUGGUCUCGCUGCUGCUCCGCAGCGGGGCCGACCUCAGCCUGCAGGACCACAGCAGCUGCUCGGCCCUGGUGUACGCCAUCGACGCCGACGACCCGGAGACGCUGCAGGUCCUGCUCAGCGCCUGCAAGGCCAGGGGCAAGGAGGUCAUCAUCAUCACCACGGCCAAGUCGCCCUGCGGGAAGCUCACCACCAAGCAGUACCUGAACACGCCUCCCGCGGGCGCGCCGCGCGGCCCGGGCCCCUGCGCCUCGCCCUCGGAGAUAGACCUCCGGGCGGCCUGCGCGGAGGACGCCCAGGACGGCUGGGACGCGGGCUCCCCGGGGAGGAAGCCCGCGCUGGCCCCGGCCAGCCCCUGGAGCAGGAGCCCCCCGGCCCGGAUGCGUCCCAGCAGGGUGGCCUCGCUGCAGGAGGAGCCGCAGGACGCGUCCCCCGAGGAGGAGCUGUGCCGCCGCGCCAGCGCGCUGGCCCUGUCCAGACGCUUCAUCACCAGGCACGAGAGCAUCGACGUCAAGGACACCGCGCACCUGCUCAGAGCCCUGGAGCAGAGCGGCGCCAGGAGGGUGUCGCACGAAGAGCCGCGCCACCGGGCCUUCUCCGCAGAGGCGCACCUGCCGCCGGGCGCCCAGACCCCCGCGGACGCGGACGCGGACGCGGACCCCGCCCAGCCAGCCUUUGCUUCCACCUUAAGAAGCGUCGUGCAGAAAAGAAACUCCGGGGCCGACCACUACAGCUCCGACUCGCAGCUCUCGGCCGCUCCGGCCGCUCCGGCCUCGGAAGACGGCAAGGCGCUGGCCGGCAAGAGAAAGGUCCUGGCGCCGGAGACCGCGCCCCCGGGCGCCCUGGGCCGGCGGCACCACGCGGCUCUGGAGAGGCGCGGCUCCGCGGCCUGGGCGCCCGAGCUCGGGGUCCCCCAGCCCAGGCCCGGGUUCCUGCCGCCCCUCCCCGUGACCCCCCACCCGCCCCUCUCGGAGGUCAGUGCCAGCAACAAGAUGGGCGGCCUCCUGUCCUGUGGCCAGAGAGUGCUUGUGCCCACGGUUCCCGCUUUCCCUAAGGAAUUCGGGAGUAAAAAAAUGUUGCUGAGGAGACAGUCAUUACAGACGGAGCAAAUUAAGCAGCUGGUGAAUUUUUAAGGGAUUCUGCGACAUUUUAAGGAAUGCAUCAGAAAACUACAGGGCGAGAGGAGCAACCUCCAGUGUCCAUCCUGCCAGGUCUGGGGCUGCUCCGUCCACAUGGUUAGGCGGUGAGGCCCCAACGUCUCUAGCGUUAGGCAGGUGCUGUGCACCCGCGAAUAGCACGCAGAGUCUGCCAAGGGGAUUCUCUCAAAGUCAAAGCUGUCUGCCCAAAACCUCCCACAUUUCAGCCACACUCAUGCGGUCCAAGUUUUUUUCAUUUAAACAAAGAUCAGCAAAGAAGGCCCCGUAUGUUGGCUAUAUAUAUAUAUAUAUAUAUAUAUAUAUAUAUAUAUUAAAUUUCAGAGGGACUAAAUAUUUUACUAGGAAACACUGGUUUUCAAGUCAGUCAUUAAGAUGGUAACUUUUGAUGUUGCCAAAAGCAUGAAAGAAAACAGGGACAACCAUAAAGUGUGAUAGGACCAACAAACGGAAGUAACAAGAAUUAACUCAUCCUUUAAAAAUAGCAGUUGAUUGCAGGCAGGUGAAAAGCGAAUUAAAGCUCAAACAGGACAGUCAGGACGGGCAGCUGGUGUCCAGGGGCAGCGCUAACGGCCGGACACGUGCAGCAGUUCUACAAGCCACUACAAAUCCACCAGUUCGAGCUUGCGUGCUGCCUGUGGCUUUUUGAUUUGUUUCCGAACAACUUGCCUGUCAUGCCAUCUUAUGUGGUUACUCUUUCCCUGUAUCUUUUCAUUCUCGGAAUUAUUUUUUGGAAGUCUCUCCAUAGCUUUCCAGUAACAAGGUGAUACAAACGUUAAAAGGCGUUUCUCUUUACUUCUUCCAAAAAGAAACAGCCUGCCCCACCUCCAAAAAUGUUGGGGACUUAACCACAAACAGAAAUCACAUGCUUGCUUCAAUUUAAAAAGUAAAAAUCUUAGAGUAGUCUAGGCUAGCUGCAGUUAAGAAAGCCAGUAGGAACUUAACCACAAGCUGUAUCAAGUAUUCGGUCAAUAUUCAACAGUCUCUUAGUUCUGAUCUGUAGUUAUUAGACAUUUGUGUAACAGGGACACGGAAGGAUGUCCUUUGUGUGACAGUCCACUCGUCUAGGAUUUUAGGACCUCUGAAUAACUUACAACAAAAUACAUGGAGACCAUGCUAUGCUUGGAAAACAUUGUCAAGUGACAGUAUUAUCCACAUGACUUCAAAGUACAGCACUGGUACCAAGAAUCCUUAUUUCAAUCUGGCAGUUUUACAGCAAGAAUAACCCCACCUGGGCAGAGCCUGGGGGUACCCAUUUGCCGCGUGUGGUGUGCAGCUUGGUUUCUUUGCUUUCUGUGAGUAGAUUCUCCUAGCAGCUGAUCUGAGGCCUUUCUUGGUAACCUGAUCUCAGCAAACUGUAACAUGCUUAGCAAUUACUUACGCUCUUGUGACAAGUAUUUUAAAAGUAAAUGAAGGUUAUCCCAUUUCAUGUUUCCGGGAACAUCAAUGUUAACUGCAUUAGGAAUAUUUUUGAGAUUCAGAACUUAGAGUUGUACCUGAUGCUUAUAGAAAACUAGAUGAUUUUUCCAAGAAGGAUAUAGUUUGGGAGAAGGUGUAAAUAGAUUAGUGCAUACACCAGUAACAAUAAAGAUUUAAA